Molecule: messenger RNA, 1662 nt
Organism: Drosophila serrata
Lineage: Eukaryota; Metazoa; Arthropoda; Insecta; Diptera; Drosophilidae
Source: RefSeq, a predicted model, not a curated record
UUCUUUAUGGUUUUCUAGUCAGAACAAUAGCAACUAUACACAUUAGUGUCAGUACUCCCAACUCAUUAAUUUAACUUGGUCGAAAUUAGUAACAGAAAAAACACUAUCAACAUGAAAUCAUCCGUGGAAUCUUCACGUUCGAAGAUAAAUCUAUUGGAACCAAAGACUUAUACCAUGACUGAGUAUCUGGAGAAGAUCAACGCCCUGUUCCCGCUGCCGACGAAGCCGGAUCAUAUGUGCCACGAUGAGUUCAUUAAGCAACUGCUCGCUCCCUACGUCCUCGAGAAGAAGAAGGAGGAGCAGGGCGCAAUGUUUGUGGAAGAGUCGAGUACCUCCGAGGUGGAUUCGGAGACAGCAUUCCGGGCCAAGAUGUACAAAACCAAUGUGGCACCGCGUGCCAGAGGUACGACGCUUAGCACCAUUCAGCAAUCGAUUCUCAGCGAGGAGCAGCGCAACUCUGCCGUCUUAACGCAACAGAAGUUCCAAGUGCGAUUCGCCAACCUGAUCUCCGACUUCCGCAAUGUUUGCAUCAUCUAUCAGCUGCUGCAGCUCCAAGAGAUCCUGAAUGUUAUGAGAGAGUACCCACCGGCUGGCACAAAUCCCAAUGACACCAUCUUUGUGUGGUCCUAUCAGAACACCUUGAAGCGCUUCGAACAGCAAACGACCACCGUUUAUGUGGACAUUCUGGAGAAGAAUAGAACAGAAGCUACACUCGAUGACCUCAAGUUCUAUGUAGAUUUGGGUGAACUUAUCAAUCUGAUACAGGCCCUGUUGAAUGAUAUCAUUGCGGAUAGAAAUCUGUGCGAGGAAAAUGCAUUCAUGGAUCUUCUUAUGGACACCCAAGUGGACAUUGAUAAUGUAAUUGCCGUUCCCUAUGAAACCAUUAUGGCCGAACAUGACUCCUUGAAGGAGGAGAAUGCUAAGAAGAAAAUUAUUGGCAUCCAAAAUCCUCGAUUAGUGGCCAAAGAGCGUGCACUUAAAAAGGAGCGACAUCAGAUCGAUUAUUUGAGCCCCAUAGAGACUCGCUAUAAGGUUAAUUGGACCUAUGAUACUGUAGAGCAGGGACAAUAUAAAGAUUUUCUGCGCUGUAAGGUACUCACCGAUGAGCUGGAUAAAAUUGCCGAGCAGACAGCCAAGGACUCGGCGGUGUGGAAGAGCUGUCAAACGAAGUAUGUGAAUAUGAUCGAACAAUACAAGAGCCGCAUCAAUGCAGUGCAGGAGGCCUUCGACGAGGAUAUGGAAACUGCCGAGAAUAUGCUACAGGCCACCGUCAAUAAAGUGACCAAGUGCAAGGAGGAUCUCAAGGCGCAAAUGGAUCAGGUCGAGAUAUUCCGCAUGAAAAUCAAAGAGGUUCGCGAUAAGAUUGCCAUGGAGGCGGAGAAGGAACGUGCCCGUUUGUCAGCCGCCCGACCCUCGAAGAGAGCAUCCCAAAUAUUGGCCAAACAGAAACUACUCGCUAAGGAGGCCAAAUUGCAGGCAAAGCGGGACCUUCUUAAGGCCAAAAAGGAGGCUAAGGCACUGGCCAAACAGGAGAGGGCCUUGGAAAAGGCCAGAGAAGAAGCCAAGGAUGAAGAUUGAUUCCUCAACACUUUGCACAUUGAAUACGUUUACGUAACUCUGUAGUUAUAUAUACAUAUAUAAAAUGAAGUAAAGUAAAAAGUA